AGGCGCGCCAGGCACUCACCUGGUUUACCAUCAUCAUCAACACCACCACCAUCAUCAACCCCGACCGCGGCAGGCCGCCAUCAGCGGUUCUUCUCGCACCGUUACAUGUAGCCUAAUUGGGGUGACGAAUCCCCGACAUGGCGACCGACGCGCCAAAGCCAGUGCGGCUGCUGGACCUCAUCACCGCCGUCGACAACGUGCCGCUCGACUUCGAGACCAACCACACGCCCUACUACCGCUUCCUCCUGGCGCCGGACCCGCGCGCCCACGGCUUCAUCCACCCGGACACGGUGGCCAAGCUGCCCUGGCCGGCCGCCUUCUUCGCCGUCGACCACGCCGCGCGCACCGUCUCCGUCACGCCGCCGCCGUCUGACGAGGGCUCGUCGUCCUCGUCGUCCCUCUCGGCGCACGCCAACGCCGCCCUGCAGCAGGCUGUCGACGCCGCCAUCGCCGCGCCGGCCGGCGACUUCCCCACGCUCAACGGCCGGCACAGCGAGUACUUCCUCGUUCCCGGGGCGCGCUCCUUUGUGCAGGUGGAGCGCUUCGCCGCGCCGCUCUUUGGCAUCGCGACGCGCGGUGCGCACCUGACGUGCUACGUGCGACCGCGGGCCGAGGACGAGCUGCGCAUCUGGGUCGCGCGCCGCAGCCGCAACCUGUUCACGUACCCGGGAAUGCUGGACAGCACGGUCGCGGGGGGCGUCAAGGCCUCGGACACGCCGUGGGAGUGCAUCGUCGCCGAGGCGGGCGAGGAGGCGUCCCUGCCGCGGGAGCUGCUUCUGCCACCCCUGACGGCAGCGCGGGGCGACCGGGGCGACGGGCAGUCGCCGCCGCUGCAGCUGCUCGCGGCGGGGACGGUGACGCUGGCGAACCGCAACCCGCGGACGGGCCUGUUCCACGGCGAGGUGCUGUACGUGUACGACAUGGAGAUGCCGACGACGGUGCGGCCGCGGCCGAACCCGGACGACGGCGAGGUGGACGAGUUUGUGCUCAUGGGGUGCGCCGAGGUGCGCGAGCGCAUGGGCCGCGGCGAGUUCAAGCCCAACGUGUGCGCCGUGCUGAUUGACUUUAUGGUGCGCCAUGGGGUGGUGACGCCCGAGGGGGAGCCCGACUACGUCGAGAUUUGUGCGCGCCUGAGGAGGAGGCUGCCCAUGCCGACCGUCUCGGACUUGUGAAAGUUUGCUUGAGCAGGCCCGCGACGCCCGGGCGGGCGUCAGGGUGAGUGGUGUGAGUGGUGUGCCUUUAGUUUGGUAUAGACAAGCUGCAGAGGGCAUUACAUGAUGCUGAUGGAGUAUACGUGGGGUUUGGUGUAGAGGGCAUGUAGGAGGCAUGGGGGUGUAUAGACGGAGGUCCUAUAUAGAGGGCAGGCAGGCAUACAUGCGGUGCACUGCAUAUACUAGCACAGAGAUGAGGAACUAUGGGACAUUCACGCCGGCCAAAGCUGACAUGUAUAUACAAUCAGCGACUUUGUAUUUCCAUCCAAC
Purpureocillium takamizusanense is the source of this 1481-nucleotide messenger RNA. RefSeq lists its product as uncharacterized. The transcript has 2 exons. Gene Ontology annotation, molecular function: 8-oxo-dGDP phosphatase activity. Bases 138 to 1172 code for a protein of 344 amino acids. The record is from RefSeq and is a predicted model, not a curated record. Lineage: Eukaryota; Fungi; Ascomycota; Sordariomycetes; Hypocreales; Ophiocordycipitaceae.